Messenger RNA from Xiphophorus maculatus (southern platyfish), 969 nucleotides. RefSeq lists its product as uncharacterized. Gene Ontology annotation, biological process: proteolysis. The record is from RefSeq and is a predicted model, not a curated record. The transcript is spliced from 2 exons. Lineage: Eukaryota; Metazoa; Chordata; Actinopteri; Cyprinodontiformes; Poeciliidae. Gene Ontology annotation, molecular function: aspartic-type endopeptidase activity. Bases 223 to 969 code for a protein of 248 amino acids.
UGGAGGGGUCGUGGGGCGCGAACCGGGGGACCACAGGAGGACAUAUGCUACCGAUGUGGAUGUGUUGGACACUGGGCAAAACAUUGCUGGGCCAUACCAAAUCACGGGGAACCAGGUAUGAUCCCCCACAAUCCCAAUGUUAUACCUGGACAGUCUUUUCAGGGGAAUAACGAGCCCACACAGAACAUCUAGUGACACGCCCCUAGAGACCCACAGCCCAGCAUGGGAACUGCAGACCCCAUGCUGUCAGCAACACUGGAGGGGAGAGAAACACACUUCCUGGUGGACACAGGUGCUACACACAGCACAUUGAACUUUGUUUCUCCCCUCAGUUUGACAUCACAAACUGUAUCUUUAACUGGGUUCUCAAGGACAGAACAAAGUCUGCCUUUCACUAAGCCUCUGACCUUCACACUGGGCAAUCAGCACCUGCAACAUUCUUUUGUCAGCUCUCCCACAACUCCCGUCAAUUUGCUAGGAAGAGACUUACUGAUAAAACUGGGAGCAACAAUUAUGUGCUCUGUGAAUGGAUUAAUUGUUUCAUUUCCCGAUGGCACGUCCCUCCCUUGUGCAAACUUUCACACGGAUGGACAAUUUCUCAUGCAGCCAGUUGUUUCUGAGUAUGCAGACAUAUAUUGGGGCCUUUUAACGAACUUACCCUCCAGCUGUCUAAUGUCAACGUUUGUGGACUGGAAACCUUGGCUCCUGUGUCUGUGCUCCUACGUCUCUCCUCCGGAUCCCCCCCACGUGACCCUGUUCUACGACAGAGACGUCUCUGAAUGGUACCAGGAACCUUUCCUUUCCACUUUGGAGGAAACAACCUGGGAGGUGGACUCUGAGAGACCCCUCUGGAUUCCUCAGUAUCCACACAAACCCGCAGCUGAACAGGGCAUCGCAGAGACAAUAACAGGACUGAUUGAGGCUGGAGUGCUGGAACCCUCAAAGUCUGACUGGAACACACCCAUUUGA